Messenger RNA from Ectocarpus siliculosus, 681 nucleotides. Lineage: Eukaryota; Phaeophyceae; Ectocarpales; Ectocarpaceae. The record is from the annotation of a GenBank genome assembly.
AUGGCCGAGCCUGGAGCACCAAAGACUUCGGUAGAGUUCAAGGUGGUGGUGCUGGGAGACAAAGGGGUGGGCAAGACGUGCCUCGUGCUGAGGUUCAUCGAAGGCUACUUCGCACCCAAGCAGCAGAGCACCAUCGGCGCCUUCUUUCUGACCAAGCAGAUCACGGCAACCGACGGUACAAUUUGCAAGAUGCAGAUCUGGGAUACGGCGGGGCAAGAGCGGUUCCGCGCGAUGGCCCCCCUGUACUACCGCAACGCGGCGGUGGCGGUGGUAUGUUUUGACAUCAUGGACGAGGAGUCCUUCCAGAAGAUGAAGGACUGGGUGGAGGAGCUGCGAACGAACGUUCCAGAAGGAAAGCUUGUCCUUGCCAUCGCAUGCACAAAGACGGACAUGGAGAGCAAACGAGUAGUCUCGCGAGCUAGAGCGGAGCACUUCGCGACGGAAGUGGGGGGAAUUAUUUGCGAAACGAGUGCGAAGGAGAACUGGGGCGUCAACGAGCUUUUCGCGAGGGUUUGCGAUCGAGCGAUGGAAACGAGGGGUCCUGAACUCCGAGGCCAGGCGUCAGGGGGGGCAGCGGGGACGGGGGGGCGGAAGAGCAAGUUCGGUCUCUCUCCCGCCGCACAUGCCGCAGGUUUUGGAGGAGAUACCGGGGCGGAAAGCGGGGGCGGCUGUUGUGGCUGA